Rhopalosiphum maidis (corn leaf aphid) is the source of this 606-nucleotide messenger RNA. RefSeq names its product THAP domain-containing protein 2-like. The transcript has 5 exons. Bases 1 to 606 code for a protein of 201 amino acids. Lineage: Eukaryota; Metazoa; Arthropoda; Insecta; Hemiptera; Aphididae. The record is from RefSeq and is a predicted model, not a curated record.
AUGGUUCAUCGGUGUGUAAUUUACCACUCCAAUUCAACUAAAAAUCCAAACUAUAUUUUCAUCGGUAAGUUUCCAAAAAAUCCUGAAAAACGCGAAGUAUGGAUUCAUAAGCUUGAUUUAAAAAUGCAUGUAAAAGAUUGGCAUCAAAUAUGCAGCUUACAUUUUUCUCCAAUGUGCUAUGUAUUUAGCAAUGCGAGGAAAAUAUUAAAAUUGAAUGAAGUACCAGUUAUUCAUGAAGUAGGAGAAAAAUUGAAUAAUGUUGCAAUACUACCAGAUUUAUCUUUAACGCCAGAAGAUUUUAGUUUGACUGCCUCUGUUUCACAAAAAAAAUUUACGAUAAAAAGAAAGUUCCAUUCUUCUUCAAGAGUUGGCGAUUUGGAUGAAGAUGACUUUAUAACACUUAAUAGAACGAAGCGUAAUUUGACGGUAGUUAAAAACUCAAUUUUUAAUCUUCGUCGUAAAAAUAAGUUAUUACGCAAAAAAAAAUGUGAGGCUACCAAAAAAAGCAAAAAUCUGUCCAAUAUAAUUAAUCAACUUAAAGAAAAGUGUAUGAUAUCAGAUGUUGCAGCUAUACACUUGGAGGUAUUAAUUUUGUUAUAUUCUUAA